Messenger RNA from Batrachochytrium dendrobatidis JAM81, 871 nucleotides. RefSeq lists its product as uncharacterized. Gene Ontology annotation, biological process: exonucleolytic trimming to generate mature 3'-end of 5.8S rRNA from tricistronic rRNA transcript (SSU-rRNA, 5.8S rRNA, LSU-rRNA). Lineage: Eukaryota; Fungi; Chytridiomycota; Chytridiomycetes; Rhizophydiales. The record is from RefSeq and is a predicted model, not a curated record. The transcript has 4 exons. Gene Ontology annotation, molecular function: 3'-5'-RNA exonuclease activity; nucleic acid binding. Bases 68 to 871 code for a protein of 267 amino acids.
CAUUACCUAUUAGUUUGAAAUCAGUCAUUGCUUGAUUGCUGACGUCACUGCACAUUGAUUCCCACGAAUGAACCAAGAUACAAAUACAGAAACUGCUGCAAGCCAGAAUGAACAAGACGCAGCAUCUCGCAUGAAUGAUCUGCAAAAACAGUUGCUGGAGCUCGGUAUUGAUGUAUCGUCUACGAUUGGCAAGGUUUCAAGGUCCAAUCUCAUCAAGCAGCUAAAACAGGCCAAGUCUAGGUUGAAGGCAACUCAGGAAGCAGCUGUCAAGGCAGAACGAGACGCCAGGUUUCAACCCUACAGGAUUUAUCUGGUCUGUGAUAUUGAAGCUACUUGUGAUUCUGAUUCUGGAUUUGAUUUUGCCAGCGAGGUGAUCGAGUUUCCAGUCAUUGCGAUCGAUGGAACCACAAUGGAAACGGUUUCGACAUUUCGGAGAUAUUGCAGGCCAAUCUUGCAUCCCACUCUGACCGACUUUUGUAAACAGCUUACUGGAAUUACCCAAGAACAAACGGAUGCUGCCGAUCCUUUCACUGUAGUGUUUGCAGAUUUUCUCGAGUGGAUGCUAUCCUUGUAUCCAUCGACAGACGGAGUGAGCGCAUUGACAGACGAGGUGAUUUUUGUUACCGAUGGACCAUGGGACUUGCGCGAUUUCCUUGAAAAGGAGUUCAUCUACUCCAAUAUUCAACGACCAGAUUUUAUACACGCAAGAUCAUCAAUAUCCGCAGCUUGGAGAGAGCAUUGUGGAUUUGACGAUGCAAGUAAUGUUGCUCGGAUCUUGCGUCGGAUGGUAGAAGAUGGCCAUCGGAUUGAAAAGACUUCAGAUAUUAGUAAAAAGUCGAGCAAAGGAUCGUGGAAAUUGCUGCGUAAAUGA